AUGUUGGCGCAAGAACUGUCGAUGGACCUCCCGGUCAUCGAUCUGGAUGUCUUUCUCAACCAACCCCGCGACUCGUCAGCGGUGCAGGCCGAGUGUGUCAAGGCGGCCGAGGCUCUCAUAACGUACGGCGCGUUGGUGCUGCACGACUCGCGCGUGGCGGACCAGGACAAUGAGACCUUUCUGGAUCUGCUCGAGGACUACUUUGCGCAGCCCGAGGCGGACCUCCGAAAGGACGAGCGGCCCGAACUAGCAUACCAAAUCGGAGUAACGCUCGAGAACACUGAGAAGCCCAAGUGCGCCGUCGACGAACCGUGCCUUCAGGUCAUCGAGCGGCUGGCCCCCUCGGAGCGCCCGCUCGACAUUUCGGCUCACUCGCCGGACCCCAAGUGCCGCUUCUUCUGGCGCAUGGUUGAGUCGCCGCCGUACACUUCUAAGUUCCCGACGCUCAACGCGGACAACAUCAUCCCGGACGCGCCACACAUCAGGGAGCGCUGGGAACCGACCAUGAAUCAGUGGGGGACGUCGAUGAAGAAUGCCGUUGAAGACCUCACCCAGAUGACCGCCGUCGGCCUGGGCCUCGAGGCAGACACAUUCAAAGAGGCUGGCCGAUACGGCUCCCACCUCCUCGCGCCCACCGCCUCCGACCUAGCCAAGUACGGACAAGUGGACACGAUCCUAGCCGGCUUCCACACGGACCUCAACUUCCUGACCAUCCACGGCCGCUCACGCUACCCCGGCCUGCACAUCUGGGCGCGCAACACGGGCAAGCGCAUCCCCGUCAAGAUCCCCGCCGGCGGCAACUACCUGCUGGUUCAGGCGGGCAAGCAGCUGGAGCACGCGACGGGCGGGCUGGUCAAGGCCGGGUACCACGAGGUGGUGGUCAAUGACGCCACCGUGCGCGCCAUCGAGGACCGCCGCGCCCGCCUGCCCGACCGGCCCCUGGUGCGCAUCUCGUCCACCUUCUUUUGGCAUCUGGCGUCCGACCAUGAUUUGGUACCCAUUCCGGCCCUGGCCGAGAAGGCGAGGGCCGUCAGGGCCCAGCAGUUUGAUUUGGGCAAGGAUGAGGGCGAGGAGGUCCAGUAUCCGCCGAUGAAGGUCGGCGAGCAGGUGCAGAGUGAGCUCAAGCACAUCGCCCUCAUGGCAACUAGCUGA
Molecule: messenger RNA, 1152 nt
Organism: Chaetomium globosum CBS 148.51
Lineage: Eukaryota; Fungi; Ascomycota; Sordariomycetes; Sordariales; Chaetomiaceae
Exons: 4
Coding region: 1-1152 (383 amino acids)
Source: RefSeq, a predicted model, not a curated record